Phoenix dactylifera (date palm) is the source of this 2289-nucleotide messenger RNA. RefSeq names its product protein VAPYRIN-like. Gene Ontology annotation, molecular function: protein binding. The record is from RefSeq and is a predicted model, not a curated record. Lineage: Eukaryota; Viridiplantae; Streptophyta; Magnoliopsida; Arecales; Arecaceae.
UGGCGCCGGCCAUUAAUCCACAUUCCACACUCCCCCAAACACCUAUCCUCCCCCUUAACUCCUCCCUCCUCAAUUCCUACUCAUCUCUACCCUCCUUGUUGGUUUCUAUCUCCUACUCCAAAAUCCAUCAUCAAUGCCUCACACGUAAUCCGCAAGCCCUUUUCCAAAAGAACACCACAGAAUCAUAGAAGAAACGAUCCAAAGUUCUAGUUUCACAAGGAAGAGAGUGGUCAUAAUAGAGGCGUCUCAAUGGAUAGGCUCCUAAGCCUAGAGCCAUCGAAUCAGGUGGCGAUCCGCAUCGAACCGGGUCAGAAGUGCUACGGCGAGCUCACGCUUCGGAACGUGAUGUACACCAUGCCGGUCGCCUUCCGGCUCCAGCCCGUGAACCGGACUCGUUACACUGUCCGACCGCAGUCCGGCAUAAUCGCCCCGCUCGCUGCGCUCACCGUGGAGAUCACCUACCUCCUUUCCCCCACCUCACCCGUCCCCGACUCGGUACACCAGUCGGACGAUUCGUUCCUCCUCCACAGCGUGGUCGUCCCCGGGGCCGCCGUCAAGGACCCCUCCUCCACCUUCGAUUCGGUUCCCAGCGACUGGUUCACCACCAAGAAGAAGCAAGUGUUCAUCGACAGUGGGAUCCGGAUCUUCUUCGUGGGAUCGGCCGUGCUGACUCGGCUAGUGGCAGCAGGGUCCAUGGACACGAUCCGAGAGGUGCUAGAGCGGAGCGAGCCGGAGUGGAGGGCGGCCGACUCGGCGGACUCGGCCGGCCAGAGCCUUCUGCACCUGGCCAUCGCCCGGGGCCGGCCCGACCUGGUCCAGCUUUUGCUCGAGUUCGACCCGAACGUGGAAGCCCGGAACCGGGCCGGCAGCACGCCGCUGGAGGCUGCGGCGGCCGCCGGUGAGGCGCUGAUCGUGGAGCUCCUUCUGGCGAAGCGGGCAUCGACGGAGAGGUCGCCGUCGUCGACCCUGGGCCCGCUGCACCUAGCCGCGGCCGCCGGGCACACGGAUGUGCUGCGGCUGCUGCUGCUGAAGGGGGCGGCGGUCGACGCGCCGGCGGAAGACGGGCGGAUGGCGCUGCACCUGGCGGUGGAGGAGAGGCGGCGGGACUGUGCGCGGAUGCUGCUGGCGGCGGGGGCGCGAGCGGAGGCGCGCGGAGGGGCCGACGGGGACACCCCGCUGCACGUGGCGGCGGCUGGCGGGGACGAGCAGAUGGUGAAGCUGUUGCUGGAUCGGGGAGGGGCGGGGCUGCGGGAGGUGCGGAACGCGGCGGGCCGGACGGCGUACGACGCGGCGGCGGAGGGGGGCCACGCUCGGCUCUUCGACAUGCUGAGGCUGGGGGAGGGGCUGGCGGCGGCGGCGAGGAAGGGGGAGGCAAGGGGGUUGCAGCGGAUGAUCGAGCGAGGGGCGGCGGUGAACGGGAGGGACCAGCACGGGUGGACAGCGCUGAUGAGGGCGGCGUUUAAGGGCAAGGUGGAGGUAAUGAAGGCGCUCAUGGACAAGGGGGCAGAGGUCAACGCCAGGGACGAGGAGGGGUACGCGGCGCUGCACUGCGCUGGUGAGGCCGGCCAGGCGGAGGCGGUGGAGGUGCUCGUGAAGCGCGGGGCCGACCUCGAAGCCAGGACAGCCAAAGGGGCCACAGCCAUGCAGAUAGCCGUCUCUCUCGGUUACGUUGGGAUCGCCAGGAUCCUUGCCCAGGGCGGGGCCGUCGCCAUUACAGCGGUGGCUACCGGGGGCGGCGGGAUGAGGUCAGCGGCGGAGAAGCUGGCGGUGAGGAAGGUCGGAAGCGGCGGCGGAGGGAAGGAGAUGGUGAGCGGUGGUCGGCUGUCGAGGGGUGGGCUCCAAAGAGCGGCGCUGCCAGUUGCCUGGUUACAUUAAAAUGGCGCUGGGUGGCCGCAACGGUGAACUUCUGCUGAGUAACUAGCGGAUAUAUCAUUAGUUAUGGAUUAUUUAUUUUAGUAUUUCUCGCACUCUGGUGCACGUAGUCUAUGUAAAUUUAUUGUUGCAAUGCUUAAAUCUGGAGGAUGUACAUUCGAUAAUUUUUUAUGUCAGAAGUAAUCACCACCACUAUGUUUCCAGAUCUUGGACAAAGUACAAAUAAAAGGGCAUGCUCUGAAUUUUAAGUGGAUUUGGAUCCUCUUCAUUGCAAAUGAAAUAAUGGAAAUUGCAUUACAUCGCUCAACUGUUACCACCUAAUAAAGGAGAAGUUUUAAUGGCUCCCAAAAUUUUGAUAAGGCGAGGUUGUAGAAGAAAGUUGUGAUACCUGGGCUCACAACCGAGGUCUCCGUCCGG